UGUCCACCUUGUCCCUCACAUCUGUACUAUUUUAGUUUUUUUUUAGUAUCGUCUUGUAGAGAGACGAUGAGGCGCAGAGCGCGCGCCCCCCGGGAGGAGCCUCGAUGAGCGCCGCGCAACAGGCAACCGGGCUGCGAACCCGCUGACGGCUCAUCGGCUUUGCGGGAACUGUUGCGCGAACCCCCCCCGCAGCGAUGUCCCUGCUCUGCGUGAGAGUGAAGAAAGCCAAACUCCACGGGCCUCCAGACAAGUUCAACGCGUACGUGACCUUAAAGGUGCAGAAUGUGAAGAGCACCACCAUCACGGUCCGAGGGGACCAGCCAUGCUGGGAACAGGACUUCAUGUUCGAGAUCAAUCACCUGGAGUCGGGUCUGGUGGUGGAGCUGUGGAACAAAGGCCUGAUCUGGGACACUAUGAUCGGCACAGCGCUGAUACCUCUGGACUCCAUCGGACAGUCUGACGAGGAGGGGCCUGGAGACUGGACGUCGCUGGACUCCGAGGUGUUGAUGAGGGAGGAUGAAAUCUGUGGUACCUCCAACCCAACUCCACACCGAGUGCUGCUGGACACCCGCUUCGAGCUGCCCUUUGGAACAGCCCAUGCCAGGCAUGGCCAGGCCACCUGUUCCACCAGGACAAAGAAUGGAAGCUCCACGGAUGGGGGGGCCACGGAUGGGGGGCCCAAGAAUGGCAGGACCAAGAAUGGCAGGACCAAGAAUGGCAGGGCCAAGACAGCCAGGACCAACACAGCCAGGACCAAGACAGCAGGGCCCACAGAAGCCUCCUGA
This is a messenger RNA of Pungitius pungitius (ninespine stickleback), 785 nucleotides long. RefSeq names its product protein unc-13 homolog B-like. Gene Ontology annotation, molecular function: diacylglycerol binding; syntaxin-1 binding; calmodulin binding. The transcript has 6 exons. Gene Ontology annotation, biological process: presynaptic dense core vesicle exocytosis; neuromuscular junction development; synaptic vesicle priming. The coding region runs from base 195 to 785 and encodes 196 amino acids. Gene Ontology annotation, cellular component: plasma membrane; neuromuscular junction; presynaptic active zone cytoplasmic component. Lineage: Eukaryota; Metazoa; Chordata; Actinopteri; Perciformes; Gasterosteidae. The record is from RefSeq and is a predicted model, not a curated record.